This is a messenger RNA of Panicum hallii, 648 nucleotides long. RefSeq lists its product as uncharacterized. The record is from RefSeq and is a predicted model, not a curated record. NCBI's taxonomy places the organism in Eukaryota, Viridiplantae, Streptophyta, Magnoliopsida, Poales, Poaceae. The transcript is spliced from 4 exons. Gene Ontology annotation, cellular component: EKC/KEOPS complex. The coding region runs from base 110 to 403 and encodes 97 amino acids.
CUCCGAUCACCAUCGCUCCAGUCCAAGCGCUUCGUCCUCACAAGCUCUCCCGCGCUGCACCCAGCGAGCCGGCCGACCGGGGCGCGGAGCUCGACCACCCACGGUCGAGAUGGCUGCUGCCGCUUCGACCCCGGAGCCGUCCUCCGGAUGGGACUUCAAAUGUAACUUUGAAGUUGAUUACGGGUCUGAGGAACAGGCAUCCAUUGUCUACAAAACGUUAGCCGUUGACAAGGAGUUGCAACCUGACAAGGUCAAGAGGGAGGUGACUGUUUCUGGUGGCAAGCUUUUCGUGCACUUUGAAGCAGUAGAGGCCCGGUUUCUGCGAGCAUCGUUCAGCGCAUUUGUAGACCUUAUGGUGCUCGUGACCAAGCUUGUCGAAGAAUAUGGUGUGGCCGACUCUUGAUGAACGACCAUGUGAUGCAGAACCUGCCAGCAUUCAGAUUCUGUUUCUGUGAUUUGCUCUGUAAUUGUAAGGCAUAACCUACGAAUGCUGAUACCAAAAGCCUAUGACGCUGAAGCCCUACUUGUAAUGCCAAAUAUCGCUGCAUACUGAUACGAAAAAUCCAACAUUGCUGCAAAAAGUAUAUGCAAAGUUCAUCUGAAAUAUGCCACUACAUUCCUGCAGUGCUGCCUGUUGUGGGCUGGAUU